UUCAAGUGAGUCCUUAGCAACCCAAACAGAAGUGGGCCAGUGCGACGCGGAUGUUGAUAUCACUCGCUUAUAAUACCACUUUAUUAGUUUAACUUUAAAUUGCUUCAAAUUACUUCCUACUACAUUCGUUUAGUUAGAGAUGUGUACGAAAAUGAGAAGCUUUCACCCUUUGCCGAAAGGAGACCUGAAAACGGAGGGUUUUACGGUGAAAUCCACCAUGAAGAACUCAGUGGUAGUGGGCCCUCCAGCUGCCGGGGCGUUCAGGGAGAGACCAACUAAACCCACAGCCUUUCGGAAGUUCUAUGAGCGUGGAGACUUUCCUGUCGCCUUGGAACAUGACUCUAAAGGCAACCGCAUUGCUUGGAAGGUGGAGAUUGAAAAGCUGGACUACCAUCACUACCUCCCUCUAUUCUUUGACGGUUUAUGCGAGACCGUUCACCCAUAUGAGUUCUUUGCUCGCCAGGGAAUCCACGACAUGCUGGAACAUGGUGGCAGUAAGAUUCUUCCUGUUGUCCCACAGCUCAUCAUACCAAGCAAGAAUGCUCUGAACACAAGGAACAGGCAGGUCAUCUGCACCACGCUCAAGGUUCUGCAGCACCUGGUUGUAUCAGCAGAAAUGGUCGGAGAGGCACUGGUCCCAUACUACAGACAGAUCCUUCCAAUAUUAAAUAUUUUCAAAAACAUGAACAAAAACUCGGGUGAUGGGAUUGACUACAGUCAACAGAAGAGAGAGAACAUUGGAGAUCUGAUCCAAGAGACCCUAGAGGUUUUUGAACGCUACGGGGGUGAGGACGCCUUCAUAAACAUCAAAUACAUGGUGCCCACCUACGAGUCCUGCCUCCUCAACUAAUAAGACCUGAGAAUACCCGCCUAUGCACACGUUCAUAUAACCAUGUAAUCGCAUUCACAUUAUUACACAAUCUUAAUUUUAGAUUUUAUUAAACUCGUGAUACAGCUGAUUCUCAAUGGAACGUGUCCCGGGGUGUUGGAGCGCACCGCUGCAGUUUGUAUCGGAUGAGAUGCAAACGUAGCUUUCUGGGAAAAAAAAUAGAAAGAACUCAGGGGCCAAUAAAGCUCUCUCUAACCUGU
This is a messenger RNA of Triplophysa dalaica, 1089 nucleotides long. RefSeq names its product PARK2 co-regulated (gene pacrg). NCBI's taxonomy places the organism in Eukaryota, Metazoa, Chordata, Actinopteri, Cypriniformes, Nemacheilidae. The transcript has 5 exons. The record is from RefSeq and is a predicted model, not a curated record. The coding region runs from base 140 to 850 and encodes 236 amino acids. Gene Ontology annotation, cellular component: neuron projection; cytosol; vesicle. Gene Ontology annotation, molecular function: Hsp70 protein binding; Hsp90 protein binding.